AUGGGGUUGGGAAUAAGAGCGCCUGCUGUGGAGAACAACAACUUUGAGAUCAAGUCAGGACUGCUCAACAUCAUUGAGAACAACAAGUAUCAUGGUCUUGCUACUGAAGAUCCUUUUGACCACUUGGACAAGUUUGAUAGCUACUGUGGUUUGUCCAAGACCAAUGGAGUGUCAGAAGAUGCUUUGAAGCUCAGGCUCUUCCCUUUCUCUCUGGGAGACAAGGCAAGACAGUGGGAGAAGUCUCUCCCAAGUGACUCUAUCACUACUUGGGAUGAGUGCAAGGAAGCCUUUCUAGACAAGUUCUUCUCCAUCUCCAGGACAGCUAAGAUCAGGAAUGAGAUCUCUGGUUUUCAGCAGAGGAACUUAGAAAGUUUCAGUGAAGCAUGGGAGAGGUUCAAAGGCUACCAAGCUCAUUGCCCACACCAUGGCUUCUCCAAAGAGAGCUUGUUGAGUACCUUCUACAGGGGAGCUAUACCACAGUGCAGAAACAGACUUGAUACAGCCAGCAAUGGAUUCUUCUUGGGCAGAAACGAGGUGGAUGCAGAGGAGCUGAUAGAGAACAUGGCCAAGAGUGACUCAGUAUACAGUGAGGAUCAUGAUAGAGUCAACAGAAGUGAUGAUCAGCAGACCAAGAAAGAGCUCAAGUCUUUGGAAGAGAAGCUGGACCUACUUCUUGCCAACAAAGCUAAGAUGGAUCAGAUGAAAUCAGUUGGGGAACAGCAACAAAACAAGGUUGCUGAGAUCAAGAAGAUUGAUGGCUUGGAAGGACGUGAAGAGGUGUGCUUUAUCAACAACAAUGAAACUUGGUAUAGGAAAGAGCCUAACUUUCAAUACCAAAACAACUACCAGCAAAAGCCCCUCUACAACAACCAACAAGGUGGUUAUCAAAGUAACCAGCCUACUCAAGCUAGAGGAAGCUUUUCUCAAGCUCAAGUUCCAAGUUCAACCACAGAAUCUAUGUUCAAACAAAUCCUAGAAACUCAAGGGAAAUUUGCUAAGGACAUUGGAGAUGAGUUCAAGGCUGUUCAUGCCAAGAUUGAUGGAACUUAUUCUGACCUCAACAACAAGUACAUGCAACUUGCCUCUCACGUCAAAGCUUUAGAGAGCCAGGUUGCUUCUUUGCCUUCAUCCUCCAAGCAGCCUAUGGGAACUCUACCAGGGAAAGUGAUAACAGGAUUUUGCUAA
Messenger RNA from Raphanus sativus (radish), 1185 nucleotides. RefSeq lists its product as uncharacterized. Bases 1 to 1185 code for a protein of 394 amino acids. Lineage: Eukaryota; Viridiplantae; Streptophyta; Magnoliopsida; Brassicales; Brassicaceae. The transcript is spliced from 2 exons. The record is from RefSeq and is a predicted model, not a curated record.